Molecule: messenger RNA, 993 nt
Organism: Mesoplodon densirostris (Blainville's beaked whale)
Lineage: Eukaryota; Metazoa; Chordata; Mammalia; Artiodactyla; Ziphiidae
Gene: POU2AF1
Product: POU class 2 homeobox associating factor 1
Exons: 6
Coding region: 1-993 (330 amino acids)
Biological process (GO): positive regulation of transcription by RNA polymerase II
Cellular component (GO): RNA polymerase II transcription regulator complex
Molecular function (GO): transcription coactivator activity; POU domain binding; DNA binding
Source: RefSeq, a predicted model, not a curated record
AUGGCGGGGUGGGCCGCCGGUGGGCCCGUGAGCGCGCGCAGGGGGGUGACGGGCGCCCCGCUGGAGAAGAGGGGCGGCGGCGGCGCCCGGGAAGCCAAACUGUCUGCUUCAAAGAGAAAAGGCAACAUCCUGUCGCAGGCCAUGCUCUGGCAAAAACGUAAGUGGUUUGGCCGUGGCUGUCGGAGCCGAGUCAGCGAGGGAGGGCCUGGGCUUCGCCAGGCAUCCGGGAGCCGGGGAGCCACAGCUCCAGAGCAAGCCCCGGCCCCACCCCGGCCGUACCAGGGCGUGCGGGUGAAGGAGCCAGUGAAGGAGCUGCUGCGGAGGAAACGUGGCCACGCCAGCAGCGGGCCGCCGGUGGCACCGACCGCGGUGGUGCUGCCCCCUCAGCCCCUGGCGACCUACACCACAGUAGGUCCUUCCUGCCUUGACAUGGAGGUCUCUGCUUCCACAGUGACGGAGGAGGGGGCCCUGUGUGCCGGCUGGCUCUCCCAGCCCGCCCCGGCCACCCUCCAGCCCCUGGCCCCAUGGGCACCCUAUACGGAGUAUGUGUCCCAUGAGGCUGUCAGCUGCCCCUACUCAGCUGACAUGUAUGUGCAGCCCGUGUGCCCCAGCUACACGGUUGUGGGACCCUCCUCGGUGCUGACCUACGCCUCCCAGCCACUCAUCACCAACGUCACGACGAGAAGUGCGGCCACACCCACAGUGGGACCCCAGCUGGAGGGCCCAGAGCACCAGGCACCUCUCACCUAUUUCCCGUGGCCUCAGCCCCUGUCCACGCUGCCCACCUCCACCCUACCGUACCAGCCUCCAGCCCCAGCCCUGCCGGGGCCCCAGUUUGUCCAGCUCCCUAUCUCUAUCCCGGAGCCAGUCCUUCAGGACGUGGAAGACCCCAGGAGAGCCAUCAGUUCCCUGACCAUCGACAAGCUGCUUUUGGAGGAAGAGGAGAACGAUACCUAUGCCCUCAACCACACGCUUUCCGUGGAAGGCUUUUAG